Messenger RNA from Symbiodinium sp. CCMP2456, 1032 nucleotides. The record is from the annotation of a GenBank genome assembly. NCBI's taxonomy places the organism in Eukaryota, Dinophyceae, Suessiales, Symbiodiniaceae.
GACCUCCAUGUGGCCACUCCAACGCGCUUUGACCCACAGCCCUGCGUCGCUUCCCUCAGGGGUGAGGUAGAUGGUCCUGGCAGCAACUUGGGGCAGAAGCUCUCGAAGCGCUUCGGUCUUCUCGUCUUCCUGAGCUUGAACAUACCGGAUGUUGAUCCAGCGAUGUUGCUUGCCGUGCAGAAGGAGAGCACGAGGUAUCUUUCCGAGAUCUUGGAUCCCCCAAGCAGUGAGAAAGGGGGCUGCCGACACGAGAGCUCCGCCGUGCUGGGAGCGGUAGAUAGAUCGAGACAAGCGCCCAACAUCGAGAAGCACCCUGUGUUGAGGCUGGUCGAUGAGAUCGUUUCCCUGACUCUGGUGGAGGCAGCAGACCUGUGCGAUUUGUGCCAGGAGAAGUUGCAGCCAGCUGACGGAUUGCCUCGGCUACCGUUCCCGCAUCCGGUGGGGAUGUUCCAAGGAGUGGUCGGGGGUGCGAUGCCCAUGGGUGGCAUGCCCGCCAUGCCAGCCGGCAUGCCGCAGGCAAUGCCCCAGGCGGCCCCAGCAGCAGCACCUGCUGCCGCACCAGCCGACGGGGCUGAGCCUGCCGCGGAGGAAGCGCCUAAGGCAAAGAAAGAAGAGAAGAAAAAGGAGACCUACACAGUGAAGCUGGUGAGCUUCGACACAGCGAAAAAGAUCAAUGUCGUCAAGGAGGUCAGGGCGAUCACGGGAGCAGGUCUCAAGGAAUCCAAGGAGCUCGUGGAGUCAGUUCCUAAAGUGCUCAAGAAGGGAGUCCCAGCAGCGGAGGCGGAGGCGCUCAAAGAGAAGGUGGCAGCCGUGGGUGGCGAGAAGCCCUUAUGGCCCCUCAUUCAGGCCCGGGAUGCGCUGACCAUGCUUGGGCCGCAAGCUGGGAACGUCAUGAUCGCGCAGUACAAGCAGCCUUUGCCCGAGCAUAUGAGGGUUGCUAUAAGAGUUGCUAUCAUGAGGGACUACUAUAAGUUUACUUUCGUUUUUUGGAGGUGGGGUUCAUGCAUUGGAUGGGAAUACUCCCGGUGCUGA